UCGCACUAUUUUUGGUCUCUGCGCGGCUCCGUCGCAGCUGAUUAGGAAGUGGAUUAAUUUUGUUCUUCCUUCCUAUUGGGCCUGCUACCAUGGCGACGCUGCUCAGAGUGUCGCGGCUCCCCAGUCUACCGCUCCGAUCCCAAUUUGGAGUAGGUCGCCUGAUUUCGUACUCAGCGACUCUCCCCGGCGGCCGCGGUACGGGCCUAAACCUGCUCUACCCGGGCCACAUACCCACCAGCCCGCUACAGAAGGCCCUGCUAGCGGUCGGCGCUGCCUGCAUGGCCCUCUACGACCCCUACCGUCACGACAUGGUUGCUGUUCUGGGUGAGACCACAGGACAUCAAGCUCUGAAGGCACUCAGGGACCAGAUGAGGAGGGACCCCGAGGGUGUCCAGAUCCUGCAGGAACGACCUCGGAUCCAGCUUUCCACCCUGAACUUGAACAAGCUCCGGAACCUACCAGAGGGCUCCUUUGGUUGGGAGUAUGCCCACUUUCUUGAUGUUAAUAAGGUAUCCCCAGACACCCGAGCACCCACCCGCUUUGUGGAUGAUGAGGAACUUGCUUACGUGAUCCAGCGUUACCGUGAGGUUCAUGACCUACUCCACACUCUUUUAGGAAUGCCCACCAACAUGCUUGGAGAAGUAGUGGUUAAAUGGUUUGAAGCCAUCCAGACAGGUCUUCCCAUGUGUGUCUUAGGAGCUGCCUUUGGACCCAUCCGACUCAGUGCCAAGAAAUUGAAGGUGUUGACAUCAGAGUUGAUUCCCUGGGCAGUACAGAAUGGCCAGAACUCCCGAUGUGUCCUCAAUCUCUACUAUGAGCAAAGAUGGGAACAGCCGCUAGAAGCCCUUCGGGAGGAGCUAGGCAUCAGCCCGCCCCCUUCUGUGUGGACAGGCCGUACUCAGUCCCCAAACCGCUGAUCCAACAGGUUUAUGCCAACCCAGUGACACUGGGCAAAGGGCUGCUCUACCCAGGACCUUCGCACUCUGUUCCCAGGGACAUCUAGCUCCUGAUAAGAGGAAGAAGAGAGUUCAGCUAAAUGGAUUUGGAGAUAUGGGUAUCUCCUUAUCUGCCAAAAGGGAUAUGGGAAUCAAAAGAAUCUACAUAUUUGUUCAGAUGAAAUCUCUUCAGUAAGGCAGAAGCAAUCCACUACUCCCAUGUAAGUGGAAUUGAAGAGGCUCAGUACAGAGAAUUCUCAGGCAUUAAUUUACCCUUUAGUCACCCUGCUUUCUCCUGGAAGAAUUCCUUCUACUUCAUUUUCUCCCAUUAUUUCGCCCUUUCCUCUCCCCUUAUCUCCAAGUUCAAGAAUCUUUUUGACUAGUUUGAAGAGGAAAGAAGGGUGUCAACUUUCUGGAUCCAGAAGUGGUAUAAGGAAGGAUGUUUUCAUGGUCUUAAUAAAUCUCUCUUUUGGUCUCA
Messenger RNA from Antechinus flavipes (yellow-footed antechinus), 1413 nucleotides. RefSeq names its product coenzyme Q4 (gene COQ4). Bases 90 to 917 code for a protein of 275 amino acids. Gene Ontology annotation, biological process: ubiquinone biosynthetic process. The record is from RefSeq and is a predicted model, not a curated record. Gene Ontology annotation, cellular component: mitochondrial inner membrane; mitochondrion. The transcript is spliced from 6 exons. NCBI's taxonomy places the organism in Eukaryota, Metazoa, Chordata, Mammalia, Dasyuromorphia, Dasyuridae.